CCGCACCCUUUACCCUAGCCACGAACAACGAGCCCAACGUUUUCUCUGGGAGGUUUAUCUCGACUCGCCAACCAAUAAGAAACAAAGAAAAUAAAAAAAAAAAAAAAGAAAGUGAAAGAGAGAGAGAGGAACAACGGAAAUUGAAAUUGGGUUUAUUUUCUUUUAUUUUAUUUAUAUCUGUGUUUUUCGUUCUCAAGCGCUGGGAACUUGAAAGAAGAGAUUCCGUACAUCUGGAAAAAAAAUCUUUAGGGUUUUAAGCCGCUGAUUCAUAUUGCAAACCAAAAUUACUCUCGAUCUUCUAAAAUCUAGAUUUAGGGUUUCCUUUAUUUUUUUUCUUAAAUUUUUUUAGCUUCCUUCUUUGAAAUUCUUUUCGAACAAUCCCUUUGAAUCUAUUCAUUUCUGUAGAGAUAUAGGUAAAGAAGCUUUAAUUUGAUAUUUAUUUAUAUAAAUAGGGGUAUAUGAGAUAAAAAUAGUGGCCGUAUUUGAUGGACGAGAUCUGGGAGAGAGCGGUGGAGACAGCGUUAGACGGGCAAGCGGACCACGCGGCGGCUAGAACAUUGACACUUGACGGUGCGGUGAAGUGUGUCCAAGGUCGCCUCCCGCCGCCUAGUCUCUUGGAAAGAUUUGAGAGUCUUCAACACCUUUCCAUCGCCAACAUCGGUGUUUCAUGUCUAGAACAGUUUCCUCGUCUCCGAAAUCUCCAGAAACUCAUCCUUUCAGACAACAGAAUCGCCGGUGGCCUCGAGUUCCUCGUCGAAGCCGGCCUUGACUCGCUCCGAGACCUCGACUUGUCCAACAACCGUAUUCAAUAUAUCGAGGAUCUUGCUCCGCUUGCCCAGCUCAAGCUUGUUUCGCUCGAUCUUUACGAGUGUCCGGUUACCAGAGUUAAGGAUUAUCGAUCUAGGGUUUUCGGGUUGAUUAAAUCGUUGAAAUACUUGGAUAAAAUGGAUGCUGAGGAGAAUGAAAGGCCGGAGUCGGAUGAAGAUGAAGAGGAUGAUGAUGAAGAUGAUCCAGGGAGUGGGGAAAUUGAUGGUGAGGAUCGGCCGUACAGAAUGAAUAAUGGGCAUAGCUAUGGAGGCGAAGGGAUUGUUGAUGUUGAUGAGGAUGAAGAGAGUGAUGCCGAUGAAGAGGAGACAGAGACAGGUAGAAGAGUAAAUGGGCAAAGUCAUGAGGCGAAUGGUUUUCGUAUUGAGGAAGUGGCGAGAGAUGAAAAUGAAGAAGAUGAGGAUGAGGAUGAUGAAGAGGAGAAUGAUUCAGGUGAGGAAGUUGACGAUGAUGAUGAGGAAGAAGAUGAUGUUGUGGAAGUUCAUGAGAUUGGGGAUAGUGAUGAUGAUGAAGAUGGGAUAGAGGAUGAUGAUGAUGAUGGCGAGGAUGAUGAGGCGGAAGAGGUCGAUAAUGAUGAAGGGGAUUUUGCUGAGCCGGAGAGUACUGGGCGUUUGACGAGCACAGAAGGGGAGAUUGAUGGGCAUGAACAUGGAGAAGAUGACGGAGAUGAUGACGAUAAUGGUGAGACUGGUGAGGAAGAGCAAGGUGUUGAAGAUGAUGGGGAAUUUGAAGAUGAAGAAGAGGCUGAAGAGGAGGAUGAAGACUAUGGUGAAGGUUAUCUGGUUCAGCCAGUGGGCCAGUCUGAAGAACAUGAUGCUGGAGGUAGUGAUAUGGAUCCUGGGAAUGAAGAAGAUGAUGCGGAAGAGGAAGAAGAAGUCGAAGAUGAUGAGGAAGUGCAAGUGCUGCCAUCCUCUUCACAGCCCAAGAGAAAGAGAAGUGAUGAUGCAGAGGAGGACGAGGAUGGUGAGGAUGAUGAGGAGGAAGAUGAUGUUGAGUUUGCAAAGGCAUCAAAGAAGCAUCGUUAGCUCUUUUCGAUUUCCCGAGUUAGAUCUUUUGUUAAUGCUUUGAAGCAGGGGAACUUGAUGUUAGAUAGAAUGGUUGAUAGUCUGGUAGUGAUGUUUGGCCGUGUUCAUGGACAAAUGUUUAGGUGAAGGAAUUGUGUAUCAUGGGUGGUACAUGCUUAGUUCAAAAAGUCGUUAGCUUUUUUCCUCUCUUAUAUAGCCGUUACUAUUUGUUAAUUCAAAUGGCAGUUAUGAAGGGUUUACCGCCCAUGUUCAGCUCUCAGGAGUAGGAAGUCUAUUUAUAAAGGGGAAUGGAGGGAAAAAUAGAACUUGAUAAACCUUUGUUUUUUGGUGUUUGGUCGAGCGGGUUUUUUAAAGAAGGAAGGGUGGGGGAUUGUAAGUUAUAAAACGAUUGUAGAUAGUAGCAUCAUAUCGAAUCACAAGUGGGCUUCAGGCAAUUGACCAGCUUAAUAC
Messenger RNA from Durio zibethinus, 2300 nucleotides. RefSeq names its product acidic leucine-rich nuclear phosphoprotein 32-related protein-like. Lineage: Eukaryota; Viridiplantae; Streptophyta; Magnoliopsida; Malvales; Malvaceae. The record is from RefSeq and is a predicted model, not a curated record. Gene Ontology annotation, cellular component: nucleus. Gene Ontology annotation, molecular function: histone binding.